Molecule: messenger RNA, 1656 nt
Organism: Cydia splendana
Lineage: Eukaryota; Metazoa; Arthropoda; Insecta; Lepidoptera; Tortricidae
Exons: 5
Coding region: 1056-1583 (175 amino acids)
Source: RefSeq, a predicted model, not a curated record
ACACGGCAAAAUUUAAUUAACGUCUAACAUUUUGGUUUCGCCAGGUGCCGCUAGAGAGGACUAAUUAGUCAGGUGUCAACCUGGUUACCCGGUGAUGCUCUACAAGCCGAGAACACGAGCGUUUCCGCGAAAAAUAUACGUAUUUUCCUUUUAUCUUUAUCCUUAUUCAAGAUAAUAAGUUUUCCGUUCAUACUAAAUAACUCACAGUCACUGCAAUGUUUCCUUGCUUAUUAGGUAGGACAAUUUAGAUGUCAGAAGGAGAAUACGCGCGGGUACACAAAUGUAAAGAGAUAUAUUUUCGUAAUCUCCAUCUUGGUAUAUCCCGGUUUUCAUAAAACGAUAUGUUAACUCCUAAAAUGCAACGCUAAGCGGGGGAGAGAUUAGCGAACCCAUUAAUUUCGCCAGGAUUUAAAAUGCAUUUCCACGGAUGUCUGCAGUAAUCUUGCAUAAGAUCUUUAUAGCCGAUCCGUCGAUAGCUUUACGGUGCGACGUGGUACUUUGUAGGGGCCUUGACGGAAGGGUGAGCUUAGGAGGUUGCGUGGCUUGGAGCUUCGUUAUAAGGCCGCGCCGGGCGGCCGGAGCGGCAGAGCGUUCGCGGCGCUCCUACCGGUGUCUCCUCUGUCGGACUAUACUCGCCUCCGUGGCGUUUCGGAACUUUGUAAACUUUUCCCGGGCUUUGCCGUUCAUUUCCGCGCGUGGAUUACAGUUAAGAAGAGUUACUCGUAUCAGCUUGCCUGAUUUGAUGCUAAGUCGGACGUUACGCUUCUUCAGAUUCUCGCAGACUAGAACAUAGUAUUUCGAUCUAACCUAGUCUUAAAUAAAGUAUAGUACAAAGCUAUCGAACUUAGCGCCUCGCGAUAACUUAUUUUCAAACGCUUAACAUAGGUAAAACGGUUUGCCAAAUCGCCUCUAUUUUCUGUAAUAUAUUACAAGAUAGUGUCUAUCGAAGAGCGUCCGUAGUUUUAUAGACGAAAACAAUGCCAGGGGUUCUCAUAAAGCAUCGAUAUCUGGGUGGUUGUGAUUUUUGGUGGGUAGCGUAGGCGGGCAUAGUCAUAAUGUGUGAAGAUAAGGAGGAGAUGCGGAGCGAGGCGGCGCGCGCGGCCAGCCCGCGGCGCCUGUGCUGGCAGCGCCGUCCGCCGCAGCCGCUGCCGGACACGCGCGGCCUCUGCUGUGCCAAGCUGCUUCGCAAGAACGGCAAGCCGAAGAAGGUGUUACUGUUCCCUGAGGAGGGUUGGGCCCGCAGCGCCUCCUCGUCGUACUGGACGCUGCAGCCCUGCUGGUGGCGCAAGAGCCGGUGCAAGGUCGUCGAGGUCGCCGGCACGAGACGGCACAGCACACACGCGCGGAUGGUGGUGAGCGGCGGGAACGCCGUGCACGUCGUCGGCACCUUCAAACACCUCGGCACCGACGCCGACUUCAAGUUAUACUUAACGACGAACGUGACGCAAGCGGACUUCAACAUGGGCUACACCAUGACGGGGACGCUGGAGCGCGGCUGCCGCUCCACCAACACCUUCCAGAUGACGCACUUCGCCGUGCUGCGGCGGUGCGACCACGACGGCCAUCAUCUCAAGAACUCAUAAACGACAACACAACAUUUACUAGGAAAAUCACACAAUUACACCGCACUUUGCCGAUACAGCUCUGCAAGCAUCU